AUGGCUUUCUUGUUUGAUGAAGGUUGGGAGGCUGAAGGCUCCUUUAGUUCUCAAACUCUAGCUGUUGACACUUCACUUCUCCCCAUUUCAAGAGGGGUCCGUCUUCAAGCUCAAGAUGCUUGCGACUCUACAGAGGAGCUUCGCCUGAAGGAAGAGGUUUCUCGUCUCAAAGAUCUCCCAGCUCAAGCUGAAUCUCGCAGAGAGAAGACUUUGAAGCUUCAAGAGGAUCCUUCCAACUCCAAGCAGCGCGAGUUAGAGAAAAAAGACACAGAAUUUGGGCAGGAGCAAGAUUUCACGACUACAAACUUCACACCGUUAAAGCUAUUUGUCAAAGUUACAAUGAACGACUUGACUCUAACAUCAGGGGAUGCCUACAACAGCGGAUAUUUGAAUGGACAUAAGCACAACUCUACUUGUGCAAGCUAA
Messenger RNA from Prunus armeniaca (apricot), 426 nucleotides. The record is from the annotation of a GenBank genome assembly. NCBI's taxonomy places the organism in Eukaryota, Viridiplantae, Streptophyta, Magnoliopsida, Rosales, Rosaceae.